AGCCGAUCAUGGUUUUACUACUGAUGAUGGGCGAAAAUAAAGGAAUUAGUUUUUUGAACCUUAGGAACACGUCGUUAUCGAAUAUGUCUAUGUCGUUGGAGCAUGAGGCUUCUAUAAUUGACUACCACUACACUCUUAAUUACGUUUUCUAUUACUGCUUCCACGGCUCUACUAUCUACAGCAAACGUCUCACCUCAGAGCCAUCCAGUUCCUUGCAGUCCAUAUCGCCAUCCAGUCGCGUGGUGACGACCGACAUGUAUGUCACUACCCUAGCAGUGGACUGGGUGCAUGACGCUCUGUACUGGGCAGCGGUCACACCUACACAAAACUCAUGGUACCGUUCUGUGAUCAUGAAGUCCAACUUGGACGGAACCGAAAAGUUGGCUCUAUUUGAGCAAGAGUCUAUUGGAUCACAAAAGGGAAAAUACCGUAUACACCUCUGUUAGAAAUGCAACUGGAUCCAUACGAGGGACUGUUGUUUUACAUCGAACAAGUUCUUCCAACUGACACACUGUUAAAGCGAACAAAUCUCGAGGGAAAUGGAAUGAUUAAAUAUAAAAUAUCGAAAAACCACAAUAUUUUAAGACUCGCUUUGGACAUCUAUAGCAAAAGAAUUUAUUUCUCAGGAUUAUAUCACGGAAAUAUCUACAUUGCUUCCACUUCUUACAAUUUUACCGAUUUGAUUAUGUUCAAAAUGGAUUUUUACAUUAGAGAAGAUCUCACAAUAUCUGUUUACAAGAACUUUCUGUACUUAAACUCUAGAAUCACAGGCACCCUGUAUGAAACUAAAAUUGAUGAACCUGGCAAGCGUCUAAAGUUAACGAAUCUGAAGAGUUACGCGAAAGUGUUAUCGUUGCCACAUGCCAACAUGCGAGUUUACGGGCCAACGGUACAGAUGUCUGCUGAAGACCAGAGGUGUCUUGAGCUCCGGUGUGUGAGUUCAUGUCAGGUAACCUCGGACAUCCCUGGAGAGGGGAAGAGAGUCUCCUGUACCUCUCCUGGAAAAGUGGAGAGAAGUGGAGUGAAGAUAUUAGUUCAGGACAAGAAGAACCUCAGGGGAAAUCUGUGACUCCAAGCCCAAAUACGAACUUACAGUCAAACUACAGCCUCCUGCUGACAAUCGUCCUUCCUGUAACGGUCGUAAUAGUGGUGUUGUUCACGUGUUGCCGUCUCUGGAUGCGACACGGGUUACAAAUAGGCAGAAAUCGAUGGGAGUACCGUCAGCAGUGGUGGAAAGACAUAUGCCGCGAACAGUCGGCAGUAAAUUAUACGGAAAGAACUAGAUAGUAAAAGAAGAGACGUGGAAAGUUCAGACUUAUAACUUCCCGUAUAUCGUACAGUAAUUAGGCCCCGAAAAGAACAAAGCUUAUCAGCGGGGUCGUAUUUAGCUAUUUAAUUUGCAAAUAUAUAUAAAAGGUAUAAAACAUUUUAAUAGGCUACAAAACUAAAUACAAUACAUUAAUGUGGUGGAAAAUUAGGGGGAAAUUAGGCUACUAAACUUAAAUCUUUAAUCUAAAAAGUGGCUGAAUUAAACAAAAAAAUGUUAAAACAUAUCCACAGACAACAUAUAUACUCUGUAUAAACAUAAACUACAUGGGAAAAUUCGGAAACUUAAAAGCAAUUAUAAUCUAUUAUAACAACCUAACAAACAAUUAACACAAACAGCUGACAUCCUCCGCCUCCACAAACUCAUGAAUGUAUUAGCUGGAAAGGAAAGGACAUCGGUCCUAUAACCUCAAUCUGAAAUCGCGAUUGCACGUAAAAAUACAAUAUCUAUAUAAUCAUACUUUUUGUUAUCUAUAGUUUAUUUAUCCCAUUCAUUUUAUGUUCAUAACGAAUCUGUGUAACAUACUCGUAAUAUCUGCCCUUUUAUUUAGUUCGAGUUAAUGUACAUGUUAAAAAAGUAUUAACUAAAAAUGUUGAAAUCCCCCUUCAAUGUCUUAGUACCUAAAUUUACAAUAGCAUAAUUUUAUGUUUAACUAAUUAAUGUCAUUUUGUGAUAUAAAAAUCGCUUCAAUAUUUAUGUGUCAGUGUUGUGAAGUGUUUGGUGUCAAUUUUCUGUGUUAUUGUGUGGCUUAGUAUGUGCAUACUUCAUUCUUUCUGGAUAAA
Molecule: messenger RNA, 2109 nt
Organism: Homalodisca vitripennis (glassy-winged sharpshooter)
Lineage: Eukaryota; Metazoa; Arthropoda; Insecta; Hemiptera; Cicadellidae
Exons: 5
Coding region: 449-1069 (206 amino acids)
Source: RefSeq, a predicted model, not a curated record